CACCUUAAGGUGACGUGUGGCUCUCUGCCGCAGUGCAUUCUGGUCCAGACACUGGCCCGGCUGGCUCGCAUUCUGCAAAAUGGCGACGUCCCUUGGCUCCAACACCUACAACAGACAGAACUGGGAAGACGCGGAUUUUCCAAUUCUGUGUCAGACAUGUUUGGGAGAAAAUCCUUACAUCCGUAUGACUAAGGAGAAGUAUGGGAAAGAAUGCAAGAUCUGUGCUCGACCCUUCACUGUUUUCCGAUGGUGUCCGGGGACACGGAUGCGUUUCAAGAAGACGGAGGUCUGUCAGACCUGCAGUAAAAUGAAGAAUGUUUGUCAGACAUGUCUGCUAGACCUGGAAUAUGGUUUGCCUAUCCAGGUGCGAGACACUGGGCUUUCUGUUAAGGAUGAGGUUCCUAAGUCAGAUGUGAACAAAGAGUACUACACUCAGAACAUGGAGAGAGAGAUAGCAAAUACUGAUGGCACACGGCCGGUGGGCCAGUUGGGCAAGGCUCCUAGCUCCAGUGAUAUGUUGCUGAAACUGGCCCGUACGACGCCAUAUUACAAGAGGAACCGGCCGCACAUCUGCUCCUUCUGGGUGAAGGGAGAGUGUAAGAGAGGGGAGGAGUGUCCCUACAGGCAUGAGAAGCCCACGGACCCAGACGAUCCUCUGGCUGACCAGAACAUAAAAGACCGUUACUACGGUAUCAAUGACCCGGUUGCAAACAAGCUGCUGACCAGGGCCUCAACCAUGCCAAGACUGGACCCACCUGAUGACAAGUCGAUCUCCACCCUCUACAUUGGGGGUUUGGGAGAUACUGUCACGGAUGGAGACCUCAAGAGCCACUUCUACCAAUUUGGUGAGAUUCGUACCAUUACCAUCGUCCAGCGGCAGCAGUGUGCCUUCAUCCAGUUUGCCACACGCCAGUCUGCUGAAACGGCUGCAGAGAAGUCCUUCAACAAACUGAUCAUUAAUGGACGAAGGCUCACUGUCAAAUGGGGAAGGUCUCAGGCAGCAAGAGGAAAGGAGGGUAUCAAAGAAGGUGUCAGCGAGAUGGGCACCAGACUUGAUCCUGUACCUGGACUGCCUGGAGCUCUCCCUCCACCACCACCUUUGGAUGAAGAGACUCCUGCAAAUUACUUCAACCUCGACCCGGGCACUUCUCCUGCUGUCCUGAACAUAGCUCUGCCCCCACCACCAGGAAUCAACCCACCUCCCCCAGGUUUUGGGCCUCCAAUGUUUCACCCCAUGGCUCACAUGGCUCCACCUAUGCCCCCUCCAAUGAACAUGAGACCUCCUGGUCAUAUUCACUACCCCUCCCAGGAUCCUCAGCGCAUGGGUGCCCAUGCUGCACAUGGCGCACGCCAUGGAGAGUAGCUUGUAGUGCAAUCAUACUGUGAUUAGCUUUCAUUCUUUUUCUCCGGUUGACCUGGUCAGGUGCCUUCUACUCAGAUGAUGUGUCAUGGCCUGCAAAUAGCAAACUACAGGGAGGAAUAUACUGUUAAAAAAAAAAACAGUGAUUUCUUAGAGGAUAUCAUCUGUUUUAUUAUGCCACUUGCAGUAAAGUUAAUGAACUGAAGGAGCACCAUCUGUGUAUGGAGCGAAGAUAACUCUGUAGCAACUGGAAAGUUAAAAAGCACCAGAGCAGCAUCUACGCAGUGGAAUUUCACAAAGUAAAAGGCUUCAAACAUAAGAGAGCUGACCAAUAUGAUCAGGUAUUUUAAAGGACUGGUGUGUUCAGCGCUGUUGUACAUAUAAAACUGAAUACUUUAGGUUAAACAUGUAUCUGUCUCAUUGUUUCAAGCAUCACAUUUACUUCUGAGGAACAAUUUUAAACCUUUAAAUUUCCAGUUACAUUUACUUUUUUUAUUUGACAGAAUCUUAAUUUUCCACAACAUAAGGUAUUUGGUAUUGUUGGUCUUUCUUUGUAUGAUGUUUUCACUUAUUAAAUUGACCCAAAUUUUGUCAUUAAGA
Molecule: messenger RNA, 1960 nt
Organism: Platichthys flesus (European flounder)
Lineage: Eukaryota; Metazoa; Chordata; Actinopteri; Pleuronectiformes; Pleuronectidae
Product: pre-mRNA-splicing factor RBM22
Exons: 11
Coding region: 80-1363 (427 amino acids)
Cellular component (GO): U2-type catalytic step 1 spliceosome; U2-type catalytic step 2 spliceosome; Prp19 complex
Molecular function (GO): pre-mRNA binding; U6 snRNA binding; metal ion binding
Source: RefSeq, a predicted model, not a curated record